Molecule: messenger RNA, 615 nt
Organism: Peronospora farinosa
Lineage: Eukaryota; Oomycota; Peronosporomycetes; Peronosporales; Peronosporaceae
Source: the annotation of a GenBank genome assembly
AUGCUGCUCAAAGUGCUGCGUUGUCCGUCCGUGCAGCUUCAAUUGCUGAUCCGACGCCCUCACCAUGGCCAAAUGCAAGGUCUUCGCUUCUUCAGCUCCAAGACGUCGCAUCAAAAACAGAGUGAAGAGGAGGAACUGACCAAUACAAAGCUAUGGGACAAGGUGCUGGCCAAUCAGAAAGAUCAGGUGGAGCAACAGGGCGGUGACCUGCUCUACGAAUACCCACGCAAGGGCUAUUUCGGAUACAUGUCAGCUGGAUCUCUUGCUCAUAUUGCAUUCUGGUCGUGGCUCAAAGGCUAUGAACAAAGUCUUGUAGAGAUGCACCCGGUGUUGGGCGAACCGACGUUCUUCUCCUUCAUUUCGGACGACUUUGGUUCUUCUGUUGGUUUCGGCAUGAGCAUUCUGUUGGCUGGACUUAUUGGCUUUCAUGCAAGACGGACUGUGGCGCGCAUAUCAGUCAUCGCCGGCGGUGGCAAGUUGCGUUUUACGACCCACAAGUUCUUCGGAGAUUUAGGAAACCCUAUCGAUGUACCAAUCUCAUAUGUGUCGGCACACCCCAACACCAAAAACAACAUUAUUCUGAAGCUGGCCAACACGCGCGGAUUUUUUUGGUAG